Molecule: messenger RNA, 1212 nt
Organism: Prorocentrum cordatum
Lineage: Eukaryota; Dinophyceae; Prorocentrales; Prorocentraceae
Source: the annotation of a GenBank genome assembly
AUGGAGCACCUGCAGUUCGAAGUGCUGGGCUCACUGAAGGUGCCGCCAGCCUGGAGCCCGGAGCAGGACAACGCCUACCCGUUCAGGUUCUGGCUCACGGAUGUGACGACGUGGGCGGCGGCGGCAGCUCGGGAUGUCAAGCCCGAGCAACCGGGCCCGGCGGUCGCGCUGCGCCUGGGCGGAGCGGCCCACAGCUUGACGUCCUUCGCGCCGCUGGGUGAGGAGUCCGAGCUGCGUGCGACGCAGAAUUGGCUGGGUUUCACCAGGCGCGGUCCUGAGAAUAUCGAUCAGACGCUGAGUAGGUUCGAGGUUGUGCGACGCCGCGCGGCCACCCUCGGCAACUUCGCCAUGGGCCCGCAAGGGCUCAACCCCAUCGGCCGGGACAGCAACGUCGUGAAGUGCAUGGCCAAGGGCUGUGAGAGCGAGUUCCACCUGAUCAAGGACUGCCCGCGCAAGCAGGGCAAGGGCGGCUCGUUCAUCACCGAUGGUGCGAGGCCGCUUACUGGAGCAGGAGCUGGCGCACCAUGGAUUGGCUUCAACACUGGCUCAGCACCAAGCGGGCCACCUUCAGCGACGCCAGCGCACGGAGCAGGAUCAGUCAUCUUCUUCGCGACGGACAACGCGGUGCCCAUGGCGCUGGAGAGCAGCGCGAGCGUGGCGGGCGCGAAAUGUUUCACUGGAGUCGCGAUCGCACUGGCGCAGCCGAGCGGUUCGGCAUCUUCGGAGAGUGGAGGCCCAGCAUUUCCCACGAUGAACGUCCCGACGUUCGAGAGCAUCGCGAAGGUUCCUGGGCUCGAUCGUGCUGGCGCGAACUACGGCCGAGACCAGAUCCUAGGUAUUAGGUCUCCAACCGGCGGCUGCUGCAUCGGCGCCGACACCUACGGCUUCCGACAUCUUCGGGACAAGCAGGACUCCUUCAGCAUUGACUUGGUGGAGAAAGCACCCGGAGACGCCGAGAACCCCGCGAUUGAGGUCGAGCUAGAGAUCGACUUGUCCACGCUCGACCCAGGUGCGGAAUCGCACUUCAUCGGUGACGGCGAUAGCGUCGGCUGCGCGAAGGUUCAGGACUGCGCUGAGGGCACGAAGUACGACAUGAAGGAGACGGAGUCCCGAAUACCUAAGGACGAGGAGACGGUCGAGCAGGAUGAGAUCGAACGUGAAGGUCAUGACGAACAACGCAGAGUUGAUUUCACAGACAAGGGUGACAGCUAA